Messenger RNA from Dacryopinax primogenitus, 981 nucleotides. RefSeq lists its product as uncharacterized. The record is from RefSeq and is a predicted model, not a curated record. The transcript is spliced from 2 exons. Lineage: Eukaryota; Fungi; Basidiomycota; Dacrymycetes; Dacrymycetales; Dacrymycetaceae. Bases 118 to 783 code for a protein of 221 amino acids.
UUGCAUUCACAGGCGACCUUGUAUCUCGCAUUUCCAGGAGAGGCGGCCAACUAACUUGUAUUAUUGCACUCUUGCCCUUUCCCUUCUCGUGUACAGCUCCCAACCACCCCAUCAAUCAUGGUGUCCGUCAAAAGGCUUCUGUUAGGCCCAGAGGUCGCCUUCAACAAUCACCUCGACGUCCAUUCUGUUAUCGCUCAUUCGGAAAAACUUCUACCCAUCGUCAACGCUGUCAGCCAGUACAUUCAUUCAAAGCACAAGCGCGGCCGCUCUCAAGAGGAGAUCAUCGACAAGUUGGAGAGGCUGGAGACGGUCUAUCUCCAUGUAACGCAGGUUCAUGAUGCGUUUCACAUGGCACGUCAGGAGAACAACCUUCCUAUAUCUAAGGUUUUGACCGGUCGCAUACAACCCUACUAUCGUGUUCCUUUGCGCUCUGCCAGUCCAACUCCGACAUCUAACACCGAAUCAACCUUGGCGCAUUAUGAUACUCUUCCCUCCGGUAUCUCGACCGCUGUACAUUCUCAGGUCGAUCUACUCCCUGCUGGGAACAGGCCCACCGUCGCUGCUGAGCUUCCUGGCCCCACGAACUCUGGUUCCUGGCGUAGGUUCAUUCCGGGCGCUCGCCGCAACACGGUCAACGCGCAGUCUCCUCCCUCCCGUCGUCCAAUCCCUUCCGCCAUGCGGUCUCCCGCUGAGGUAUCUCCAACAUCAAGCGUCGUCACUGUCCGUGCUGCUGGUAUUGAGGCUUCAGUCGUUCCUGAGACGGUUCACACGGAUUCCCACUGAAUCAUCCCGUCUGCAUUCAUACAAGACAAUGUCAGCUAGGCGAGAACCGGCAAACACUUUCUAUAGCCGCAUACCUCUAUGUCUCACGUCUCCGUCCUCUGUACUGCUCUUCUGUACUUUGAUGGUUGUUUAUGCUGGAAAUCCUCGACAAUCCCUGGCCAACAUAGUUGGGCCAGGUCUCUGUAGGCAUUGUAAUUC